Lampris incognitus (smalleye Pacific opah) is the source of this 2289-nucleotide messenger RNA. RefSeq names its product transmembrane reductase CYB561D2 (gene cyb561d2). The transcript has 3 exons. Bases 276 to 950 code for a protein of 224 amino acids. NCBI's taxonomy places the organism in Eukaryota, Metazoa, Chordata, Actinopteri, Lampriformes, Lampridae. Gene Ontology annotation, molecular function: transmembrane monodehydroascorbate reductase activity. The record is from RefSeq and is a predicted model, not a curated record. Gene Ontology annotation, cellular component: endoplasmic reticulum.
CCUCAUCAGUCGUUAAAUACGCUUCGCAGAGUUUCGUUCGUCUUCUCGGACCCCCUCGUUGCUCAUGUGGCGUUUUGUAUGACGAUCUCUCACACCCGGGCUUUCCGAAACCGGAGACCAGUUCAGCAUGCGAGAGGUGAAGCAGCUUUGACCCAGAUCCACGGUGUGAUAGCUGGAUUCGUCGGUACCCCGAGUCCCACCUGAGGCUAGACAGGGACAGGUGACCUGCCCCCGUAGCGGUUUUCGGGUCCGCCGUCGUGCCUGAAGUGUCAGUUAUGUCUCAUGAUAACGGAGGCGAAGCCGAGCCGUGGCUCUACAGCUCCGCCCGGGCGUCUUGCGCGGUGCUGACCCACGUCGUGUGCGCCGUCUUCACGGGUCUAACCGCGGUUCUGUCUCGGCCAGGGACAAGUUUGUUUUCAUGGCACCCCUUCCUCAUGACACUGGCUUUCUCCCUCUUUAUGACCGAGGCCAUUCUCCUCUUCUCCCGCCACGGCUCCCCAGUCAAAAAGUAUCCCCACAAGACCAAAGGACGCAUUCACGGGAUCCUGCAGUGCCUCUGCGUCUCCUGCGCCACCUUGGGCCUGGCAGCCAUCGUCUACAACAAACACCUUCACGGUAAAGCCCACUUCACCUCGUGGCACGGGCUGGUGGGCGUGCUGACGGUGUGUGUUGUGGUGGUGCAGUCUCUGGCUGCACUGCCGUUGCUCUAUCACUCCCUAGUGAAGGGCUGGUCCCUGGCCAAGCUGAAACGCUACCACGCCACCUCUGGACUCAUCACGUACCUGUUAGGUAGUGUGAGCCUUUACCUGGGUCUCUGCUCUGGAUGGUUCACCGCAUCUGUAGGGGACACCAUCUGGUAUCUGGCAGCACUUUGCCCUGUUUUCACUGCCCUGGUUGUAAUGAGCCAAGUGACCAAUGCCUACAUGGCUAAGAAACACUUGCAAUCCUGACGAAAGCCGCAUUCGUCACAUGUCUGGUGCCAUGACUAGAAUUCAAGUAUUGGACCAACAGCGUCUUCUUUUCUAAUGGUUACCACAGAACUUUUUUGGGUUCUUACAAGCUUUAAUAGUGUUCAUUUUGCAAGUUACACGUUACUGCUUUUGCACAACAAUGUUCCUUGACUUUAACUUUUAACCAUUUGAUAAUGAAGCAAUGAAUCUGUUUUUUUACCUUCUUUUGUACACACACAAGUAAUUUAUGUAUGCCAGGUCACUUAUGUUACUGCUGCUGGUUUGAACACUGCAGUCAAUAAAAUGCUAAUUUGAGGUGUAUUUGUACAAAUAAAACAUGUGCAGACAGCAAUAAAAGAGUGUUUUAUUAGUUAAAAUAACAUUGAUAACACAGUUAUAGUCUGCUCCACUCUGGCUGCAUAUACGAAAUGACAGUUCUCUUGCUGGAUCAGCCACUAAGAUCAAAAGUGAACAAAAGUUUAAAAAAAUGUACUUACAAAAAAAUUUGACAGAAUAUAUUUUCCAUCAUAAAUAAAUAAAUUUGGUAAACACUUACAUCAAAAAUAAGGAAACAACUGACAAGAGAACCUAACCCCCAAAAAAGUUAUAAAAAAAUUGAAAUAUCCUCAUCAAAAAAAAAAAAAGCACAUCGGAAUAACUGAGAUACAGGCUAGAAGAGUUUCCCGUUGAGUCAGAAGACUGAAAAUGAGGACACGGGGUCAACGUGUGAUGUACCUUUAUAGAUUCCACAAGUUAAGCAGAUAUGAUCCUCUGUCAAAGUGCCAGUUCUGUCUCCCUUCAAAAUGGGCAAACCAGACCAAAUGUUCCCAAGACAUGCUUGCAUGAACUGGAGGACACUGACCCGAGUCAAGUGAAAGAGAAAAAUUUCGCUGAAGGACAGACACAAGAGGCCAGCAGCAGAUGAGGCGAAGUGUUGGGGAACUCUAGAGCAACAAAACGGACCACACAGGGAUGAAAAUAUGCAAGAUGAACUCCAUAGGGAAUGAUGUGAUGUAUUAUCCAGUGUUCUCAAAGUUAAUAACCUUUGCAUCCAGGCUAUAUAUGUAUAACAAAUGGGAGGGACUGCACCCAAACCCGUUUACCUUGAGGUGUCACCACAAGACAGAAACAGAAAGCUACAGGCCAGAGAACAGCAAAGACAAAACCCCUAAGCACCACCGACCCACACUGACAUUACUGAAUUAAGCUACUUAAACUGCACAGCUUUUCAAAGAGAGUCCUGUGAAGCGCCAUUUGAUGACAGCACUGUUGAAUUGGUAAGGCCAUGUAUAAUCUAAAAACUUGGCUGUUGGUGGUAAUGUCAUUUUAACGCCAUGAC